GUCGACGUAACAAUAUGCUCCACGCUCUCGCGAUCCCGGUGUUCUGCAUCGCGACAUGGGUAACCGCGCUGAACGAUCCGUCAUCAGAUUUACCCAAGUUCGGCAAACCGUUGAACAAUCUUACAGUCUCGGUGGGUCGCGAAGCCAUUUUCACCUGCAUCGUCGAGGAUCUCGGACCAUACAAGGUAGCGUGGCUACGAGUCGAUACGCAGACGAUUCUGACGAUAUCAAGUCACGUUAUCACGAAGAAUCAUCGGAUCGCAGUGACACACAUUGGCCAUCGAACGUGGUCCCUGCAUAUAAAAUAUACGCGCCAGUCUGACAGCGGUUGGUACAUGUGCCAGGUUAAUACUGACCCGAUGUCCAGCAUCGUUGGUUUUCUCGAAGUUGUUGUGCCACCGGAUAUCCUGGACUAUCCCACCAGCACAGACAUGGUGGUGCGGGAGGGUAGCAACGUGACGUUACGGUGCGCGGCGACAGGAACACCGGAGCCGACAGUCACGUGGCGUCGCGAGGCGGGCGGCACGAUCAGUUUGUCAAACUGGCACGAAGCCGCGGUGAGUAUCGAAGGUCCGGAGCUGGAAAUAACACGCAUUACGCGUCUCCAUAUGGGACCGUAUCUCUGCAUAGCAUCCAACGGGGUACCACCGACAGUCAGCAAGCGGAUCCUUCUCACUGUUCACUUUCAGCCUAUGGUUUGGAUCGAAAAUCAGCUAGUCGGUGCUUACGAAGGACAAAUACUCAUUUUAGAAUGUCAUAGCGAAGCUCAUCCCAGCCCUAUCACUUAUUGGACGAGGCCAACAAAUGAAACUAUCGCCAACGAUGAGAAUUAUAAAGUGGAAACAAUUUCUAAGGGGUCAUAUGAAAUGACGAUGAAACUCGUCAUAAAAUCUGUACGAGUUCAGGAUUUUGGAUCCUUUCGAUGCGUGGCAACGAAUUCUCUCGGAGAAACUGAUGGAAGGAUAAAACUUUACAAAAUCGAUAAGCCCACUACGCGCAAACCGGGUACGAGAUGGGAAUCAAAGAAGACAUGGAAGACCGAUCACAACCAUGAAAAGAAAGUUGCUGGAAUGAAGAACGAGCCAAUGCUGAAAGGUGAUGAUAUUGGCGACGAGCAGAUCGAUUUUCAGUCGGCAACGGCCUCAUCGGCGUUUCAUCGCCACUUGCUUACAAAUUUCGGAAUAACUGCCAUAACUGUGAUAUUGGUUGGUGGUUCAUCCACGUAAGCUACCGUUGUUCAGUAAAAACUAUACGCAAAGAAGAUUAAAGUAAUAUAGAAAGAGUCUCUGGAUGCAAGAUUAAACAUCGCGCGUGGCAAGCAUCGCAACGAAGUAAUGUCGAUAAGAAUAAUGCUGCGAAGGGUCGCUGUUCUCGAUAAAAAGUCUCUUCCUGUUGUACAUGAAAUUUGCAUAAAGUAGACGUAGAGUGAAGACCUGUUUUUAUAUGGAAGUAUGAAGGGUCCGAAGUAUCUGGUUGAUCAGAGUGACCGGGGGUACUUCGUGAGGAAGCGUAAUUAACACAUUGCAAGCCGAACGUGUACUAAUAGAACGUGUACUUUCCUCUCUAUCUAAAGAUGUAGAAAGCCACCAAUCUAUUAACCCCUUUACGCUGAAGACGUCAGAGUAGUUGGCUUUUACCGUUCCCAUUCCAAGCGGUAACCUUGUUGACCUCGCCAGCACUUGAAGAAGAAAGUCUAUAAAUCAAGUAAAAGGGCUACAUAUUAUUUGCAAUUGCACUUUCUGAUAAGUUCUUCAAAUAAAUACUUUUU
Camponotus floridanus (Florida carpenter ant) is the source of this 1768-nucleotide messenger RNA. RefSeq names its product opioid-binding protein/cell adhesion molecule homolog. The record is from RefSeq and is a predicted model, not a curated record. NCBI's taxonomy places the organism in Eukaryota, Metazoa, Arthropoda, Insecta, Hymenoptera, Formicidae. The transcript is spliced from 8 exons. The coding region runs from base 15 to 1226 and encodes 403 amino acids. Gene Ontology annotation, cellular component: neuron projection.